AUGGUUUCUGAAUCGGACAAAAUCACAUACUUCAGGCUUUUCAUUCUGCCUUACUAUGUUGGAGCUUUUGUCGAUCAGUCAUUGGCUUUCAAUCGAAGAAGAGAUGACAAGGCUAAAAUCAGGCCCGAGGAUUUGGAAUUCGACCAAGAGGAUAACUCACUCACUUAUGAGACCAUUCCUGGUAUGGGUCCAGGAGCGAAGCCGCCUCCGUCAGUGUGUAGCUUGACGAGUAGCAAAUUGGAGAAUGGUCUGAUAAGUCAUCAAUAUUAUCGUGGUGGUGACAAUUAUUCAUUCGUUGCGAGAGUGACGUACUGUAGGGAUACGGUAGCUGUACGGUAUCAAUUCAGAGACUCGGCAAGCAGCGCGGAUGCCAUAACAAAAAUCUAUGCGUGCGCAACGAUGUGGCAUGAGACUACGCACGAGAUGACAUGCAUGUUGAAGAGCAUCUUCCGAAUGGAUGAAGACCAAUGUGCUCGCCGAAAUGCUCAGAAAUAUCUAAAAGUCAUCGAUCCGGACUACUACGAAUUUGAAGCUCAUGUAUUCUUUGACGACGCUUUUGAUGUGGAUGAAUUUGGUGAUCCCAUUAUCAACAAAUUUGUCCGUCAAUUUAUCGAAGUUAUCGAUCAGGCAGCAAGCGCUGUGCAUCAGACGCAGAUGCGGUUAAAACCACCAAAGAAGGUGAGGACUCCUUAUGGUGGCCGGUUACAGUAUAUCCUACCUGGAAAGAAUAAGUUGACAGUACAUCUAAAAGACAAAAAUAAGAUCAGACAUAGGAAGAGAUGGAGUCAGGUGAUGUAUCUCUACUAUCUUCUUGGAUAUAGACUAAUGAUGAAAGUGGACGAACAAUCACGCAAGGAAGUAAUCUCCGAAAACACGUUCAUCUUAACACUCGACGGUGAUGUUGACUUUACUCCUCAGUGUGUGCACUUACUUGUGGAUCUAAUGAAGAAGAAUCGGCGACUUGGAGCCGCUUGUGGACGAAUCCAUCCGAGAGGCUCUGGACUUAUGGUCUGGUACCAAAAAUUCGAGUACGCAGUAGGACAUUGGCUACAGAAGGCUACCGAACAUAUGAUUGGAUGUGUUAUGUGCUCACCUGGUUGUUUUUCAUUGUUCAGAAGCUACGCGCUCAUGGAUGACAACGUCACCAGAAAAUAUGCCUCGAAAUCAGUUGAACCACUUGACUACAUCCAAUAUGAUCAAGGUGAAGAUAGGUGGUUGUGCACGCUUCUACUACAAAGAGGAUAUAGAGUCGAGUACUGCGCAGCUUCGGAUGCUUUGACAUUCGCUCCGGAAGGAUUCAAUGAGUUUUUCAAUCAGAGAAGACGUUGGAUCCCGUCUACGAUCGCGAACAUCAUAGAUCUGCUGAAAGAUUAUAAAAAUGUUGUACGAGUGAAUGAGAGUAUAUCAAUAUGGUACAUUAUCUACCAAACAGUGAUGUUGAUCUCGUCAGUUUUGGGUCCGGGAACGAUUUUUCUUAUGGUUGUCGGUGCAAUUUCCAUUUCUUUCAAUAUCGACACCACUUGGAGUUUGCUGAUUGUAUCUAUACCUGUCGUCACGUUUUGUGUAGUGUGUCUAAUAGCAAAACCAGAAAGACAGCUACUUUUUGCACAAAUAGUCAGUGCAUUGUUCGCUAUGUUGAUGACGGCUGUGUUUGUCGGAACAUCUCUACAGAUACAGAAGGAUGGUAUUCUAUCACCACAUUCGAUUUUCUUGUUUUCUGUCAUGGGAAGUUUCGUCACUGCUGCCAUUCUUCACCCUCUCGAAUUUACCUGCAUCAUUCCUGGCAUACUGUAUUUUCUCGCCAUUCCGUCUAUGUACAUGCUGUUGCCAAUUUACUCCAUCUGUAAUCUCAACACUGUAUCCUGGGGCACUCGAGAAGAUCCGCGCCCACAAGAGAAAAAUGACCUGGCUGCUAAGAGGCGAAAGACUCAUCACAUGGACCUGGUCGAGAAUGGUGGACAAGGCGAGGUUGAUGGCGACUGGUCUCUUGGUUGUGGAAGUGCUUGUCGGCUUCUUUGUUGUCUGAAGCCGGAUAAGAUGGAAACAUCACCACAGGUCUGGCGAAUAAAUGAGAAACUGACCGAAAUUAGCAGAAAACUCGAACGUAUCGAGAGGAAGCAGCAGCCAGGACUGACGCGCAGAGCAUCCAUCAUCUCCACUGGCAACACUCCAGCCGAGCACAAACAUGCAGAAGUGGAGGAGGAAGAUCAGGUUGGUGCUCUUAUAGAUUUCAAUGUUCAAGAAGAAUCAUCCAAAUUCAGAGCCGAACUGGAAAAUAUCGAUCCGGAUGAGGAGCAUUUUUGGAUGGACGUCAUUGAUAAAUACCUUUCGCCAUUGACUUUAGACCCUAAGGAACAGGAGAGAGUUCGAGCCGCCUUGAUUGAGCUUAGGAACAAGGUUGUCUCCACCUUCUUCAUGGUCAACGUCGUGUUCAUUAUCAUCAUUCUUGUGCUGCAAUUGCAAAAAGACUGCCUUCAUAUCGAAUGGCCCAUUGGUCCCAAGUACAAUCAUACAGUGCGACCAUGUCACGGAGAUACGAAAGAGGAGAUAUGGGUGGUCACUCGACUACAACUUGAACCUCUUGGACUGGUAUUUUUGAUCUUCUUCAUGAGUAUUCUGAUUAUACAGUUCUUUGCAAUGCUUUGUCAUCGAUUCGGCACUUUGGCGCACAUCAUCGCCUCCACGGAGAAUUCAACCAAAUAUAUGCUUUCCAGAUUCUUUGCCCUAUCCAGCGAGGUGCAAGAACCAGGAUUUUCUUCGAGAGGCAGUGGACGUCGCCUUACCUUGACCAAAGGAACCAUCCGUGCUCUAGAAAAUAGAAGAGAUUCGUUGUUUGGCACAAUGGAGAAGAAAGAUCAAGUGAGUUGUGGUCGAGGAGGUAAAAUGGAAUUGUGCACUUGCACAAGCUCCUACAGUGAUUAUGAUAUCUUGUACAAGAUUUAG
Messenger RNA from Cylicostephanus goldi, 2943 nucleotides. The record is from the annotation of a GenBank genome assembly. Lineage: Eukaryota; Metazoa; Nematoda; Chromadorea; Rhabditida; Strongylidae.